AUGGCGGACAACACAUCCACCCCCGCCGACCCGAUGGCCGCAGCCUCAAAUGCCAUGAUGGUCUCAAUUCAGGACUACAUUCGCACCGCCGUCACCACAGAGGUUGCAAAUCUCCCAAACGCAACCCAGCCCGCCCAACUUGCGGCCCUUCAGAGUCGUCUCGAGACUGCCAACCAGGAGAACUCUGAAUUGAAGGAGAAGAUCAAGCAGAUUGAGAGCGAGCGAGACACCGUCAAAGCGGCCUUCUCCUCUUACCUGGGCUUUCCUCUUCCAGACUCCAAGCUUUCCCGCCAUUCCCACAGCAAGAGUAGCAAGUUCCCCCAGUUCCAGAAGUUCCCUGUCGAAAUUCGCAUGAAGAUCUGGAAGCUUGCUCUCCCUGCCGGACGCAUUUUUGAUCUCUCUAACGUCGAUGCCCACUUCUCUCGUGUUCUCCGAGCCCCGAUUGCCGCCAACAACGGCGCGCCUAACCCGGCUUUGGUCUUGCGCCAGGCCUCCGGGCUCACUGAAAUGAGUGUGACUGCCCACAAGACGCCCAAGCUCCGACUCGCUUGCAAAGAGGCCAACAAGGCAUUCCUUGAGGCAGGUGGCUUCGAAUUUGGCUUGUUCGGUGGCCCAUACAAAGGACUUUGGUACAACUAUUCAGAGGACAUCGUCUUUGUCCGCGAAGAGCCGCGUACCUGGGCCAACCUCGAUAUGUCACGCAUCGUCCGUGUCGCCUUCCCGCAUAAUAGAUUUAUGUGCAAGGCCGAUGCCACCGCCAAGAUGGACACCAUCCUCGAUCACUUCACCUCCUGCAAGGAGGUCAUUCUCAUGCAGACCAUGGAGUGGGAUAUCCGCUCCUGCCUUGCAAGCCCUCGACUGCCUGCCAAGCUUUUCCCGCUACAGGAAGCCGAUCCUAUUAGCACCCAUGACUACCCGAAGGAACUUUCUGACGACGUCGGUAGCGUCGCAACCUGGGGCGAUGUCAAGCGCAUUGUUGCCCAGAUAUGGGAGGACCACGUCGUCAACGUGAAGCAUCUCAGCCCUGUCCGUGUUCCCAAGUUCUCCGGGAUCGAGGUCCUUAAAGCUCGCCCGAGCUACUUUGACUAG
This is a messenger RNA of Colletotrichum abscissum, 1089 nucleotides long. RefSeq lists its product as uncharacterized. The transcript is spliced from 2 exons. The record is from RefSeq and is a predicted model, not a curated record. The coding region runs from base 1 to 1089 and encodes 362 amino acids. Lineage: Eukaryota; Fungi; Ascomycota; Sordariomycetes; Glomerellales; Glomerellaceae.